This is a messenger RNA of Amphiprion ocellaris (clown anemonefish), 3936 nucleotides long. It is a transcript of the gene ensab, whose product is annotated as endosulfine alpha b. The transcript has 3 exons. Gene Ontology annotation, molecular function: protein phosphatase inhibitor activity. The record is from RefSeq and is a predicted model, not a curated record. Gene Ontology annotation, cellular component: cytoplasm. Bases 137 to 487 code for a protein of 116 amino acids. Lineage: Eukaryota; Metazoa; Chordata; Actinopteri; Pomacentridae.
CAUUUUUGUUGGGGAGCAGUCGUGUUCAGAAAAGCAGGAUUAGAUUCAGUACAAGUACAUCAAACGAUAGCUCCUGUAAACAUCUCUUUAAGUUGUCUUGCAAACAGGACACCUGUUUGUCCACCACGCUCACACAAUGUCUUCAGAAAACCUGGACUCGGACACUCAAGUGGACUACGAGGACGAAAAACAGGACUCCCAGGAAAAGAAUGCAAAUCCAGUGAAGGCAGAGGAGGCCAAGCUGAAGGCCAAGUACCCCGGCCUCGGCCAGAAACCUGGCGGCUCAGACUUCUUGAUGAAGAGACUACAGAAAGGGCAAAAGUACUUCGACUCGGGGGACUACAACAUGGCCAAGGCCAAGAUGAAAAACAAGCAGCUUCCUGUGGCAGGACCCGACAAGAACCUGGUGACUGGCGACCACAUCCCCACGCCACAGGAUCUGCCCCAGAGGAAGUCCUCCUUGGUAACCAGCAAGCUGGCUGGCUAGCCUUGAUCGUCCCAGAAGCACCCUCUACCCCCCUGGGACUCCCGGCAAACGUCCCUUCACCACCUCACUUGUGUCCCAAAUAUGUCCACCUCCCUCCCCUUUUUUCCCUUUUCAUCCCCAGGCACCACUGGCUUUAACAUAUCGGGCAGAGUUGUAUAAGUUGAAACUCCAUUUGCUUGUAUGUGGGUGGGGCGGGGUGGGAGGGAUGGAGGUUUAGGUGGCCCUAAAGGUCGCAGCCUUCUUUGCCUUCCUACCACGCACAGCUCUGCCCCCUCUGCACACUCUGCUCUACCGCCUCCCUUAUAUCUUGGAUUUCAGUGUUCCAAGAUGCAUUACAGUAGGUGUGUGUCACCGGGCAGGGGUUGGAUGGGGUGAGUUAAUGCACUUUGUAUUCUGUAUAGUAUGUUUUGUUCUUUUUUUGCAUCCUGAAUGACACCAAAAUAAUGUGUGUAAGGGAGUUAGGAACCAUGAUCGCAGCGUGUUCUUUGAUCUUCACGUUCCCUUCCUAUGCCGGUGGCUGGCUUCAGCUUGACGGUCUGAGGAAAACGUAUGUGAAUAAUUGCUUGCAUACCAAAUCUGUCAAGGGCAGCUGCCUAGUUUAAGAGAUGCUUACAAUUCACUGACACCCUGUUGGGAAAUGAAUAGAGGGUUCCUUGCAUCUUUUUUUUUUGUCAGACAUAACCUGAUGUUAACUGCUGCAGCUCAGCCAAAUGGGGAUUUAAAAGAGAAACUUUUUCUUUCUCCUUUGCUAGUGUUGCUUUAAUUUCAUACUACCUUUGCUCCCGUUCUCUCGAAAUAUGCUGCAUGAUUGUAAAAUAUAACAAAUAAGAAAGAAAUUUAAUGUUUUUUUUAGCAGGAGUGGAGCAUCUGUUUAGUGAUGAAAAGUAUCAACAUACACACAAAGUCCUACAAUGUCCACAGUCACAGUUCGUUCCUUUGCUUUUUGCUGUCCUGACAAUCCAUGUACACAUGCUCCUGUUUGCGGCCCAGGGCAAGAACCAGCUGAGUAUAUCCUUGUAUUAUUUUUAAAGGCUGGGAACCCUGCCAGUCUCUGAGCUCAGCCUUAGUUUGGUUGCUAUUGAGUUGCAUCAAGACGUGUGUUUACUAUGAGCCUAAAAUAUUUGUGGGGGGAUAGAAGCACCCCGCAUAGAGUAUAUGCUUCUGUAAAUAAUAGUCAAACAAGCACGCAAUUUGUGAUAAGCUUGGCGCUUUGAGGACCAGACCAGCUAGCAUGCCUGAGAGAAAUGGUAGUGCUAAAUCAACUCACUUGGGAUUACAUCCUGGGAUUUCUGGCUUGAAAAUUCUUUGCUUUAACAACUGAGCCAAACUCCACACUGCAGCUAUCAGGCCCAGAGACUGUGGAUACAUUUGUCUUUUCAGUGUGACUGUUAGCAUCUAUUCAUCUGAUUUAAAUUUCAACUGGAGCCUGAGCUGAUCUGGUUGAUGAUAUAUAGAGAGUGCAGUGAUCACACAGAUAUGUUACUUCCUACUAAUUUCUUUGACACACUGAUCCAGACACCGCUAUAAGUUAACUGCAUACAACUACAACAUUGAGAAGACAAAAGUUACCACAGUUAUAGCCUUCAUAGUUCUGUCCCGCAACGGCACAUAUGCAGAUAAAGUUUUUGUAGACAUUUGGGACCGACCAAUAGAAUGACUUAUUCUGAAGUUGAUUUCAAAUUUUGUGCAGGAGAUUGUUCUCUCCGUGUGUUAACACUUUUAGAAUAUAUCACAGUCAGACAUAGUGGUUCCCUUGACAACUUGCAUUCUUUCACAGCAAUUUACGUCAUGAAACACUAACCUUAGUAAAAGAAUCCUACUACUUUACUUCCCUACAACCUUAGCUGGAAUAUAGACCUACUCUUACUACCAGCACCUCAAUAAAUAUCCCAAACAGACGCACUACACAGACUGAUCUUUGAUCUCAGGGGUGUCAGAGGGUAAACAGCUCACAGACUGAUAAGCAGAACUCCAAUGAGCAUCAUCUCGGGCUUAAAGUGGGACACUGCAUGUCUGCAGGAGCACUCACUCCAACACUUGGCAAAGCAGAGAGAGAUUUUAUAACAUGAGAGGGCAAAGUGUGAGCUUGUGCUCUGCACUCCAGUCCCACCUGUUACUGUGGUUCAACCUCUGAAACAGGCGCAGUCACCAAAUCUCCAGACUUUGAAUGUGUGCCCCUUCGCACAUUCAAGAAUCUGAAUUGGAUGCCGGCACUCACUGAGAAUCAGUGUUUAUUACUACUUCAGGGAACCUUCACAUACGCACACUCCACCACAUAGGCUAGGUGAUAGGGUGCAUGCACCAUCACAUACUCAACCUCCCUUGUUUUUCAUUGAGACUUUAAAAUGUGUCAAAUUUGCAGUGGGUGAAAGAGAACUGACCUGUACGUAUGUGCUUGUUAUGGUGUUGUAUGAAUGCACUGCUUUUCUUUGUUCCAACUAUUGUAAAUAGACUUCAGCAGGAAAUGUUUUUUGUUGUUUCCCACCUGCUUUUCACUCUUUCAAAGCCUGAGCUAUUUCUGAUUCAGUGGUUCCUCUCUCCUUUCAGUUUAUUACUACUUCUGCUAUAUCUUAGUGUAUUGCAGAGGCUAUGUGAAUCUGUAUCAUAUGAAAAUAUAUGUAAAUGCUGCUGAUUCAAAGACAGAUCUAAGACAUGAUACCCUGUAAAGAACACCUGUCCUCCUGGUUCUACCAGUCCAGCUCUGUUGUCCUUAAGUAUCUCAGUACUAUAACUCCUGUGACAAAGUCAGUUUGGUUUCAGACUGUGAUGUAAAUUUCAAAGCUACAUUUAUUAACUGCAUUGUUAGAUUUAAUCCAACUGUUGGUCUGGCCAUAACUUAAAAAAGUAAAGUCUGAAAUGCUUCAUGUCACUUUGAUUGACAAGGACAGACUAUUUUUUGCAUUAUAUUGUGUUUAAAAGCCUACAUUUUCCUGCUUUAAAAAGACAACAAAAGGUAUGGUUGAAUAUGAAACAACAGUGGACAGGGGUUCUUGAACGCUACUUGAUAUUUGGCUUUGCACGGAGCAGUUCAAUGAGAAGAAAUAGCAGGGUAUGUUUCAAACCCAACACACAGGGUGUCUCUUGUUCAGCUAUGAUUAAUACGUGCCAGAAUGUAUAAAGAAAUGACAGGCUGUGUGCUCUGAAGUACUUUUGUGCUGCUUUUACUUUAUCCGUUUUCUUGUUUUGCAAGUAAAUGUUUUUUUUUUCUUGUGUUCUCUUAUUGCAUAAUUAGUGUAUUUCAUCCUGGCCCAAGAUAACUGCAGGGAAAUCAGAGGCACCCUUGCUUCCAAGAAAAAAAAGGGGUUUACAUGAUAUAGAGGAUUACUGGAGAACACAGGAAUGAUUUUAAGACUUCAGAAAGUACAGGGGUACUUGGAAUGUUUCAGUUGUGUGGGAGUAGAUGAGAGGAUUUUUGUCAGUAUUUGAAAUAAACUUUUACAUUAAUAAGA